AUGACGGUCGUAGAAAAACGGUCGCAAAAUGGCCGAAUUUUAGUAGUGGAACCCACAUGGAAGUUAGGUGCAUUCAUUAAAAGGGACAGGAGAGAGUGUAGAGUGGAAAUAGGGUACUAUUUAGCAUGGUAUGCUAGGCAGAGGGCUUUCAAGAUGAUUUUUGGGGAUGUAGACUUAGAAUAUGAGCAGGUGUGGGAUUAUGCUGUUUCCAUAUUGAAGUAUAACCCAGGUAGUACAACAGUGGUGAAGGUAGAUGGAGUGCAAAACCCCCAACCUGUUUUCCAAAGGUUGUAUGUGUGCUUGCAAGCCUGCAAGCAGGGAUUCAUGGCAGGAUGCAGACCUAUCUUGGGAGUGGAUGGUGCUCACUUGAAGGGGGCAUAUCCAGGCAUCCUUCUGACAGCAGUAGGGAAAAAUGGCAACAACAACAUCUUCCCUGUAGCCUGGGCAGUUGUAGAGGUAGAAAAUGGAGAGACUUGGACAUGGUUUUUGGAGAUAUUGAGGAAGGACAUAGCAUCAGUUGCAGACAGUGUCACUUGGGUUCAUGAAGCUGAUGAACUCACUUACAUGAGUGACAGGAAAAAGGGUCUAUUGGAUUCAUUUGCUACAGUGAUGCCUGUUGCAGAUACUAGGUACUGUUGUAGGCAUAUUUGGAGCAACUUCAAAAACAAAUUCCCUGGGACUGUCUACAAGGAACAUUUUUGGAAAGCUGCAAGGUCAACCACAGAGCAUAUGGAACAGAUCAAGAAGAUGAGUGCAGAUGCAUACAACUACUUAAAUGCCAUUCCACCUGCUCAUUGGUCAAGACACAAGUUUAGCUCUCACUCCAAGUCAGGGAUGCUAUUGAACAAUUGUUGUGAGAGCUUCAACAAUGUUCUUAGGGAAGCUAGAACAAAGCCUAUUCUACAGCUGAUGGAGUGGUUUGUGCAUAGAGGUUUGCAACAAGUGUCAAACAUGAGGGUUACUCAAGCUGACUUGAUGGAAUUUGAAGUUGAUGACUUAGAAGACACUUAUGUUGUCAACCUACAAACCAAAGCCUGCAGCUGCAACAGAUUGACACUUAUGGGUAUUCCUUGCUGGCAUGCUCUAGCCUGUAUUCAAUUGAGAAGGCUUGACAUAGAGCAAUUCAUUCACCCAGCUUAUCAUGUGGAGACAUACACCAAGACAUAUGCUCCAACCUUUAAAGCAAUGCCAGGUCAUCAAAAAUGGGAAGUCACCCCUUAUCCAAGACCAUUACCUCCUGCUCACAGAAACUUACUUGGAAGGCCUUCAAGUAAAAAGAGAAAGAAAGAAAAUAAGUGCCCUACUCCACCUGUUGAAAAGCCAAAGAGGCCUCCAGGAAAACCAAAGAAAGUUGCAGAAGCAGGGCAACCAAGAGCAGGGCAAGCAGCAGAAGCUAACUCAUCUCAAGCUUCACAACAGUCCAUCUUACUCUCUGCACCACAUGGGACCUAG
Molecule: messenger RNA, 1452 nt
Organism: Chenopodium quinoa (quinoa)
Lineage: Eukaryota; Viridiplantae; Streptophyta; Magnoliopsida; Caryophyllales; Amaranthaceae
Exons: 5
Coding region: 1-1452 (483 amino acids)
Biological process (GO): DNA transposition
Molecular function (GO): transposase activity; zinc ion binding; DNA binding
Source: RefSeq, a predicted model, not a curated record